CCUGUCUCCUCCCCUGUCUCUUCCCCUGUCUCUUCCCCUGUCUCUUCCCCUGUCUCCUCCCCUGUCUCCUCCAAUGUCUCUUCCCCUGUCUCCUCCCCUGACUCCUCCCCUGACUCCUCCCCUGUCUCCUCGCCUGUCUCCUCCCCUGUCUCUUCCCCUGUCUCCUCGCCUGUCUCUUCCCCUGUCUCCUCCCCUGUCGCCUCGCCUGUCUCUUCCCCUGUCUCCUCGCCUGUCUCUUCCCCUGUCUCCUCCCCUGUCUCUUCCCCUGUCUCUUCACCUGUCUCCUCCCCUGUCUCCUUCCCUGUCUCUUCCCCUGUCUCCUCCCCUGACUCCUCCCCUGACUCCUCCCCUGUCUCCUCCCCUGUCUCCUCCCCUGUCUCCUCCUCUGUCUCCUUCCCUGCCCCUCUUAACCCCUCAGUCCUCCCCUCAGACCUGAAACCCAGGCCCCCCUUAACCCCUCAGUCCUCCUCUCAGACCUGA
Molecule: messenger RNA, 480 nt
Organism: Salvelinus fontinalis (brook trout)
Lineage: Eukaryota; Metazoa; Chordata; Actinopteri; Salmoniformes; Salmonidae
Product: mucin-1-like
Exons: 3
Source: RefSeq, a predicted model, not a curated record